AUGAAGAAGAAGAAGAAGAAGAAGAAGAAGAAGAAGAAGAAGAAGAAGAAGAAGAAGAAGAAGAAGAAGAAGAAGAAGAAGAAGAAGAAGAAGAAGAAGAAGAAGAAGAAGAAGAAGAAGAAGAAGAAGAAGAAGAAGAAGAAGAAGAAGAAGAAGAAGAAGCAGCAUCGGCGGACGAUUCUUCUUCAUCAUCGACGACCCACCUCCAACGACCGCCCCUUCCUGGUCCGAAACGACGGCACGGCGUUCAUGACAUCCGGCCCAGCGACAGCGUCCCCGGAGCCGGAAACGGAAAUGGCUGUGCUGGAUACAUCCGUGCAGUGA
Messenger RNA from Letharia lupina, 324 nucleotides. RefSeq lists its product as uncharacterized. NCBI's taxonomy places the organism in Eukaryota, Fungi, Ascomycota, Lecanoromycetes, Lecanorales, Parmeliaceae. The record is from RefSeq and is a predicted model, not a curated record. The transcript is spliced from 2 exons. The coding region runs from base 1 to 324 and encodes 107 amino acids.